Acanthoscelides obtectus is the source of this 676-nucleotide messenger RNA. The record is from the annotation of a GenBank genome assembly. Lineage: Eukaryota; Metazoa; Arthropoda; Insecta; Coleoptera; Chrysomelidae.
ACAGGUUUCAGCAUCAAUCUGCACGUCGGGCAAAACUGGCAUAAUACUGAACGACCCGCGUUUAUGACUGGCUUUAGGAGGUGCUCCGUGAUAAGAACUGUCACUAUAUUUGUCAUUUUGGAAUUUAGAGGUUAGUGGAGUUUGCAAAAUACUAGUAUUUACAAAUCAUUAUAUCGGUAUCUUUUAAAUACUAACAAGAACACUUUUAGGUGAGCAAAAUAUUGCUGGUCAUCCAUAAGUCUUUCACAGUACCCUCUACAAUGAACGAUACACCAACAGUCACACCAAUUUCUCCAUGGCUCAAAUCUCCACUAACUGACCUCACACAGGCCAUGGUAAGUCACCAAUGGUAUGGUGCCUGUGCAGAUAUGGAAAUGAAAGCACUGGACUGCUUAGAAGCGUAUGGCUUAGACCGUGGGUUGACAAGAUGUGAAACUCUCAUCAAGGAUUUUCAAGAAUGUGCCCAAAAGAAUAAGCAGUACAAGAGGAUAACCGCAAUGAGGCUGGAAAGACAUAGGCAGGUCUUUGCUGGGGAAAGAAGCAAAGCUGAAAGAUAUGCUCCAGGACCACCACAUGACAGUUACUAACUGUAGUUUUUAUAUAUUUGUAGUUAUGGUUCAGUCCCAAAUAAAUAGUUUACAAAUUAUUAGUUGUUUAGUAUUACCUAAAAGAUUGG